Molecule: messenger RNA, 2114 nt
Organism: Cyclopterus lumpus (lumpfish)
Lineage: Eukaryota; Metazoa; Chordata; Actinopteri; Perciformes; Cyclopteridae
Gene: ccna2
Product: cyclin A2
Exons: 8
Coding region: 414-1703 (429 amino acids)
Biological process (GO): mitotic cell cycle phase transition; regulation of cyclin-dependent protein serine/threonine kinase activity
Cellular component (GO): cyclin A2-CDK2 complex; cytoplasm; nucleus
Molecular function (GO): cyclin-dependent protein serine/threonine kinase regulator activity
Source: RefSeq, a predicted model, not a curated record
UCCCGGCGUGACCCGUGAUUGGUCCGUUUCAAUCCUCGCGGGCUACUUGAACUGAGAGAAAGCAAUGUCUGUUAUGCAUGUUCCCGUGUAAAUGGACUGAGGCUAGCUGGCUCUGCUGCAGGUUGGUAGUAACUUCGAGACAAAUUACGAGCACGUUUAAACCUCUCGUGAAGCCUGUACCCAACAACUGGGCUUUUUGUGUGGAUUAUAGAGUCGUUGCCAUAUCAACGGCGUAGUUUAACCUGCUCCAGCAAGGUAGCAGCUAAUGCUAGCCUCCCUAUAACCGUCCACACGCGAUUAUCUUAACCCACUUGAGGUUUAUAUUUAUAUAUACACGCAGUGUGCAACUCAGCUGUAGUACUAGCCUUUUAAAGGCAAACGGAUACAAGUUAGAUCGUUCCUUGAGUGGCACCAUGGCUGGCGCUAACCGAGGCCAAGCUAGCGUGGCUAGCGAGCUUCACAACCAGGAGAAUAUGCUGUCAAGACUGAGGGGCUCCCUGAAACCCAGAGCUGGUCCGAGCGAGAACCAAGAGAACCUUCCCCCGAAACAAGCGACCGGCAGCAGCAGAACCGUCCUGGGAGCCCUGCAGAACAACCACCGGAGCAAAGCUCAGAACCAGCGCGCCACGAAACAGGAGUCGUCACAGACCUUGUCGUGCAAAAAUGAAGACUUGGGCAAAAGCUGCACGGAGAAGCCCGCCGCCAAGCAGCCCGCUUUCCAGAUCCAUGUGGAUGAGCCCGAUGGCACCUGCAUCAAGAAGCCACAGCUUGUCGAUGCUGUCAAAGCCAAGGCCAUCUCUGAAACGAUUAAUGCUGUGGCAAAGCUCCGACAGCCCCUGGCAACCAUUGAUAUGGAUCUCAGCUUUGACUCUCCAAUGGACAUGUCUGUGGUUGAGGGAGAGGAUAAACCAGUGGAUGCAAAUGAAGUUCCAGAGUAUGCUGCUGAAAUCCACACAUACCUGAGGGACAUGGAGGUAAAAACCAGACCCAAAGCCGGCUACAUGAAGAAGCAGCCUGACAUCACAAACAGCAUGAGGGCCAUCCUGGUGGACUGGCUGGUCGAGGUUGGAGAAGAGUACAAGCUCCAGAAUGAGACCCUUUAUCUGGCUGUAAACUACAUCGAUCGCUUCCUCUCCUCCAUGUCUGUCCUGAGGGGGAAACUUCAGCUGGUUGGGACUGCUGCCAUGCUGUUGGCUUCGAAAUUUGAGGAGAUCUAUCCUCCGGAGGUGGCAGAGUUUGUCUACAUCACGGAUGAUACCUACACCAAGAAGCAAGUGUUAAGAAUGGAGCACCUGGUGCUUAAAGUGCUCUCCUUUGAUCUGGCCGCACCAACCAUCACCCAGUUUCUCACCCAGUACUUCCUUCACCAUUCUGUUAACAAACAAGUGGAGAGCCUGUCAAUGUAUCUCGGGGAGCUCAGUCUGGUCGAUUCGGAUCCCUUCCUGAAGUACCUCCCGUCACAUACAGCUGCUGCAGCCUACACUCUGGCAAACCACACUGUGACUGGCGGCUCAUGGCCCAAGUCCAUGACGGAGAUGACCGGCUACUCGCUUGAAGAGCUGAUGCCAUGUGUCGAGGAUCUGCACCAAACCUUCCUCAGCGCUGCGCAGCAUGCUCAGCAGUCUGUUCGGGAGAAGUACAAGGGCCCCAAAUACUCUGAUGUUUCCCUCAUCGACGCUCCAUCUAAAUUGCUGCUGAACUAACUUCUUUUUUUUUUUUUUUUGCCCUCCCUUGUAAUGUAGAGUUUUGUACCCGUGUCAGACAUUAAGAUUUUUCUUUUUUAAAUGAUGUGUUUCACAAUUUAAAUGACAUGGCCUGCUCUUCUUGGAGUAGCGUUCAAUGUUUAGAGUUUUUACGGUAUUUUUAUAUACUCAAUCUUGACAUUCAUACCAGAUACUACAGUCGUGUUGGCUAAUCAAGCAGUUUUACUAAUCACAGACAAAAACCCUCGUCUUUGCUCUACAGUGUCGAGAACUCCGAUAGACUUGCGAUGUACUAAAACCCAAUUUUUUAAAAAGGUUAAGUUGAUGGCAGUUAUUGUUGCUGGUUCAUCUUGAGAGGUGCAACCUUUAGGGCCUCAUGGGAUGCACAUUAAAGUACAUUUUUGUCUGUAA